UCUCUCUGCUCUCUUCCUUAUCCACUUUGCUUAUUCUCUCUAACCCCAAACCUCAACCAGUUCACAAUCUCUCUCUCUCUCUCUCUCUCAGUGAUUUCAGAGGCUUUGAAGACUAUGUCGAUGUCCCAUUCCGAUACGACGUCGUCUUAUGGCACCGACUGCAAUAAUUUCAGACAAAGCAGCUGCGACCAUGUUGUUUAUAUUGCUGCGAUGGGGAAUCAGUGGAUCACCUUCUUCUUCACUGUAAGUUCUCUCAUGCCUUAUGGUGUGAAGUUUUUGCAGUGUUUGGGAUUCAAUGGAUAAUGCCAAGGUCAGUGAACUCUUUUUUCUUUAUUUGGAGACACUGGUUUGGAAAGCAUCGUUCAAACAUUUGGAAUAUGGUCCCGGCUUGUUUAAUGUGGUUAGUCUAGCAAAAAUGUAAUGCCCACAUUUUUGAAGAUAAGGCGAGAACUUUGGAACAUCUAAAAUGUUUAAUUUUUCGUACUCUGUUUCUUUGGGCUCGUGUUUGGGGGUGGACAAACUGCACUGCUGUAUCUGAUUUUUUAGUUUCUAUUUCCUGGAGCUCUUGAUCUUCUUGUAUUUGUUUCAUUGUUCAAAGUGUUCACCAUCGUGAACAUAAUGUUCAAUUUUUUUCAAUAAAAGUUUUAUUACCUAUCCAAAAAAAGAAAAAAAAAAGAAAUGCUUCGGUAGUCCAAACAGGGGAUUCAAAAUCAACUUGGAAGGUAUAUGCAGCUUGUAGCAGUUUUCUGUACUUCAAAAAUUUUUCAUUAAGCUAUACUUUUAAUUUAACUUCAUUCCAUCAUUUAGAGAAUUCCCAUCCUAAACACCCUUCUCUUUUCUUUUUCUUUUCUUUUUUAUUUUUUAAUUAACCUUUCCAAUACAUAUAUUUAUUUAGUCUAAAACUUCUAGGUCAAGGCCUAAGUUCAUCAACAUCUUUUGGCAACUAGUGUUUCUUUUAAAUAAAGCCAAUAUAGGCUUCAAUGAUAGCCCUUUUUCUUUUCUUAAAGGGCUAGCCAUAUAGUGUAGAAAUGUGAGUGAUAUGGUCUCUAUUGUUGAAGCCUAAAUUGGCUAUAUUUAAGAGAAAAAACUAGUUUCCAAAAGAUAUUGAUGAACUUAGUCCUUGACCUAGAAGCAAACGUUUUAGAUUAAAUAAAUACAUGUAUUGGAAAGUUUUUUAUUUUUAAAGAAGAGAGAGAUGUUCAAGAUGGGAAUUUUCUAAGUGAUUGGAAUGAAGUUAACGUUUGCUUGAACUUUUUUUUUCUUAGUUACAAACCCAACUUUAAAAGAAGUAACUUAAAGAUAUAAUUGAUUUUCUUUAAGAAGUACAAUUAUUUCUUUAUCAUCUUUGCUACCAUUCAUUUGUUUUUAGACAUAUAAUUGGUUUGUUAAUGUGAUAUUUAGUUGUAUAGGAAAGACAUUUGGGUUGGUAUUUUAAAGAGUUAUAUAUACUUGAUUCCACUGAGAUUUAAUUGUCUUUGCUUUUGAUUUAUAUUAAAGGGUAAUAAAGGAUAUGAUCCCAAAGUGGGUACUGUUUAUUUUUUAAACCACAUAUUGACAAAUUAAAACUCAAUGCAAACCAUAGGUAAUUAAAGGACUUACAAGUGUGGUAGACUGAAUGUUAAUGUCACACAUUAGAAAGCUAGCAUGGCUCGAAAUAUUUUAUAAUUGGUAAUACACUGAUCAGUUUUGAAUCUCUUGAUGGGCUUUUUUUUUUUUUUUAAAGGAUUACUAAAAUAAUAAAAUAAUUUAUGGUUGCAGAUCUUAUAGUUCAGCAACAGUGUGAAUCAGCUUGUGUGUUGGAUUUUGAGGCUAUAAACUACUCUUGUAAAAGUCAAUUCAUUUUUCCUUUUCACUGGUCCACUUGAGUUUUCUUGGCUAUAUUUUCUAUUCCAAUUUUUUAGAUUAUGAUUGCAUUGAGGAGAACACUCUACCUAUGGUUGUGUUACUUAAAUCCUUCAAACUUUUCUGCACAACUAAACUCAGAAUGUUACGAAUCCUUGACCCUUUUACCUUGUUGAGUAGAUCUUGUCACUUUGAAUCAAAAUCGGGCUUCAAUUCUUGGAACCCAUCAUCGCCUUUGAGACCAAAAAUUAUGAAAAACAAUGUUGCAAUUUUCUGGGAUUUGGACAAUAAACCACCAAACUCAUUCCCGCCAUACAACACUGCCGUCAAGCUAAAGGAAGCAAUGGCAUCUUUUGGGGUUGUUAGAUACAUGGUGGCAUAUGCAAAUCAUCAUGCAUUUACCGUUGUUCCACAGGUUGUUAGGGAGCAAAGAAAAGAGAGGAAAAUAUUGAAUCAGUUGGAGAAUAGGGGUGUGAUUAAGACAGUUGAGCCGUAUCUUUGUCGGGUUUGUGGGAGGAAUUUUUAUUCAAAUGAGAAGUUUGUAAAUCAUUUCAAGCAAAUUCAUGAGCGUGAGCAGAUAAAAAGGUUGAAUCAGAUAGAGUCAGCAAGGGGGAAGAUGAGGGUGAAGUUAGUGGCUAAGUAUUCCAUGAAGAUGGAGAAGUAUAAGAAUGCUGUGAGGGAUAUUUUGACUCCAAAGGUGGGGUAUGGUUUGGCUGAUGAGUUGAAGCGGGCAGGGUUUUGGGUUCGCACUGUGUCAAAUAAGCCACAAGCUGCAGAUGUUGCUUUGAAGAAUCAUAUGGUGGAUAUGAUGGAUAGGAGGAGAGUUGAGCGUAUGGUGCUUGUGUCAGAUGAUUCGGAUUUUGUGGAUGUUUUGAAGGAGGCAAAGUUGCGAUGUUUGAAGACGGUUGUUGUGGGGGAUGUGAAUGAUGGGGCUUUGAAGAGGGUUGCGGAUGCAGGGUUUUCAUGGAGUGAAAUUUUGAUGGGGAAGGCUAAGAAGGAGGCAGAAUCGGUCGUUGGAAAAUGGAAGGACUGUGACAUUUUGAAGAGAUUGGAGUGGGCAUAUAACCCUGAGGUAGAGAAAAAGGUAUAUGAUCUUGAGGAUGAGGUUGUUGAGGAGACCCAAAAUGUGGAUUUUGAAGGAAUUGUUAGGGGGGUAGUUGAUGAUAAUAUACAAGAGGAUAACAAGGCUUGGUGGGAGCUGGAUUCUGAUGGUGUUGUUUCUUCACAAUCAUUGAAAAGAUUGGAGUGGACAUAUAACCCGGAGUCGAAGAAUAAUGUAUGUGGUUUUGAGGAUGAGGUUGCUGAGGAGACUGAGAAUGGGGAUUUUGAAGGUAUUGUUAGUGGGGAAGAUGGCGAUUACAUGCAAAAGGAAGACAGCAUUGCUUGGUCAGAUCUGGGUUCUAAUGUUGAUGCUGUUUCUUCACAAUCUUGCAGAUGACUGCUUGUAGUUUUGUAUCUUAGUGGUAAAGUUAACUUAUCUUCUCUUGCCAAGCAUUUAUGGGAUAAUGUACUAAUAGAUUUGAAGAAUUAGAUUUCCUAUCAAAG
Messenger RNA from Quercus lobata, 3387 nucleotides. RefSeq lists its product as uncharacterized. The transcript is spliced from 2 exons. The record is from RefSeq and is a predicted model, not a curated record. Gene Ontology annotation, molecular function: RNA nuclease activity. NCBI's taxonomy places the organism in Eukaryota, Viridiplantae, Streptophyta, Magnoliopsida, Fagales, Fagaceae. Bases 1934 to 3280 code for a protein of 448 amino acids.